This is a messenger RNA of Apis dorsata (giant honeybee), 1012 nucleotides long. RefSeq lists its product as uncharacterized. The transcript has 2 exons. Bases 63 to 680 code for a protein of 205 amino acids. NCBI's taxonomy places the organism in Eukaryota, Metazoa, Arthropoda, Insecta, Hymenoptera, Apidae. The record is from RefSeq and is a predicted model, not a curated record.
CAACAAAUCCUAUCCUCUCUUUCUAUCCAUCUUCCCUGUCAAAGCUCCGUCAAAUCAAAGAGAUGGCGAAUAAUUCGAUCGUUUCCUUCGUUGUUCAACGACUCAUUAACAUUCCGGCGCGCGUACGCGAAAAGAAGAAGAAGAGGAGGAGAAGAAGAGAAGGCAGAUCCACCGAAGAAGGACUCCUCUCGCCAUCCUUCCUGCUCGCCUUCUUUCCUCUACCCGUUUCGAGCAACUCGUUUCUACGCUCCAGCCGAGGGCCCGAUCCACGCCGGUUUCCAGUGCCCAGAUGCUACCUGGCCGCAACCGACACGCGUCCACUCGCAUCCGAAUUUCGAUACGUGCGCGUACGAUUGUCAUCACGGUUGUUAGUUGGAACGGGAGUCUUUGGAGAACUGUUGUUGGAGGUGGUUGGAGGAGCGUGGGAGGUGUUUAGAAGGUUUGACGAAUGUCGUCAUUGGUCAUCCCCACUCCAAUGGUCAAGUGAUAUAACUGGUCGUAACUCGAUCGUUGACAGUGUUUAUAAGGUGAGUGGAAAGAUAAUGGAUCGUGGAAAUUUUUGUAUCGUUGGAUUGUAUUGUAAUUGUAAGGAGAUCAUUUUUGAUGUUAUUUGUGAAAAUUUGAUUGGAAAUGGAGGGAUAUAUUGGUGUGGUUAUCCCCACCCCACAAUGGUCGAGUGACUAAUGUCAUAUUGAUGGUGUUGGUUUAAAAGAUGAGUGGAAAGAUUGAUGAUUUGCAUUGUUGUAUUGUUGUUGAUUUUGGUUAAAGAAAAUGAAAGAAAUUUUUGUAUAAUCACCAAUGUUGGAAAUAAUUACUGGACCAAUUGAUUUGGUGUUGGUAGUGUUUAGAAGGUGAGUGGAAAAAUUGAUGAUGGAUUGGAUUAAUUUGUGUGAUAUUGUCACAUUGAGAUAAUUGAUGAUCUUACACUGAAAAAAAAGCAGAUCUAUCGGUAAAAAUUUUGGAAAAAUUAAAAAAAAACUAGAAAUAAUUAAUAAUUAAUUUAAUUAAAUUA